Molecule: messenger RNA, 1687 nt
Organism: Solenopsis invicta (red fire ant)
Lineage: Eukaryota; Metazoa; Arthropoda; Insecta; Hymenoptera; Formicidae
Exons: 11
Coding region: 132-1631 (499 amino acids)
Source: RefSeq, a predicted model, not a curated record
GAUUAGUACAGUGCUUCUCUCCACCUCGCCGAAGAUACUUCAAUUGCUUCGCAAUCUAAUUUUUCACUUUUCUCGUGAAAAAACAUACUUUUGUGAUUGCGAUCGGCGAGAUAAGCAACUUAGCUUCAAAGAUGUUGCGCCGUAAAAGGGGUGGAGCAAAGACGGCAAGAAGAAUGGCGAAGAAAGCGGCACCCGCGGCAUUGCAGACGGAAGUUCUUAAUGACGAGGAAUGGGCGAAGGUACUGAAACGAAAGGGUUUAGUAGUUGUAGACGUGUACUCGGACUGGAGUGGACCUUGCACAGGCAUGGUGAGCAUUCUGAAGAAGAUAAAGAUGGAGAUUGGAGGUGACGCAUUAAGUUACGCCACGGCAAGUUGUGAUCGUGUUACUGACUUGAAGAGGUUCCAAGGAAAAAGUGAACCUACAUGGAUGUUUAUUCAUGAAGGUCAAAUGAUAAAUUUGAUGUUCGGGGCGCAUUGCCCGCAGUUUGUAAAAAUGUUGAUGACCGAGCUCGAGAGAGUUCAAAAGGGCGACGAGCACGACUUUUCGAUUGACGUUUUCGAGAAAAGUCCUGAAGAGGUGGUACGAUUGAAAAUCCAAGAGGAGGCAAAAAUAGCUAAGGAAACAGCAAAGAAAUCUCGAAAAGUGGCUGAAGCAAAAGCGAGAUAUGAGUCUGAGAUGCUGCACUGGACCACGUCGUUGUGCAACGAAACUUGUCUGCUGUUAUUUCCUUGGAUAUUCAAGGAUGAAGAAGGACGUAGAAGAGAUAAGAAGUUGAGUCCAGCAUACGUGGAGCUAAUCGAAGAAUUGCUUCCGGAGAACUACAUAGUGGAACAAGAGCUACGCAAACGAAUGAACGAGGAUCUGCUCCAGCAAAUGCUCGACGAAUCCACGUAUAAAUUCUCGGAAACCAGCAAACAAUUGCUCUUCGACGGUAAAUGUAUGUUUAUGCGAUUGAAGAUAGUAGAAGGAAAAAAGAAUUUGGACGUUCAUAAUCAUCUGUGCGAGUUAGUGUUCAAUGAACCGACGUUACCGGAAUCGGACGACUGCUUAAGUGAAGAUUGCUAUGCCGGAAAGCAUUGUCCAGCUUUCGAAGUUCCUGAUAAGGAAAAUAAGAAGUUUUCUUUCGUUUGGACACCACCGAAUCCCAGAAACAAAGCAUUCGUUUUUCGCACGAUAUUUACCGUUUACACCAAUACGACAUAUCCGUACGAAGAUAAAAUGGCAAAAGUGCCAAUAACUGUCUUCAAAUACGAUUACACACGUAAAAAUGAUUUAAAAAUGGUGUUGGAAAUGUUCGGCGAUGACGUCAUCAAUUUCGGUAUAUUUGAAUAUGAUAAACCGCCUGAGGCUAAAAUGAUUGCCAAAAGUAUAGAAGCAUUCGAGAUGAGUGUUGAAGAAAAAACGGGUUACGAAAUAUUCGUCUGUACUGUGAAGAAAGUAGGUUGCGAGGCAUUUUUGGGUUUCGCUGGGAUCGGACCUUUUCACGUGAGCGAAAAUCCGGAGAAGGCUAUCGAGGAAUCAAAAUUAUAUUUCCCGGACAUUGUUGCUGUAGAGGAAUCGCAAUCGGAUGACGAGGAGAAACCUGAGGAAUUAACGGAAGAGCAACAAGACGAUACAGUAGCAAUGUAAUAUCCAUUAUUUCAUGUUAUAAUAAAAAUGUCAGAGAUAGCGACUAAAAAUAAUAA